GUCUCAGUCACGGAAUAAAUACUGAUAAAAGAGACGCUUAUGACGCUUUCCACCGACUCAUCAUCGUCACCGGUGCACCAUCUUCAAAACUCCCAUCUUUCCUCAACUACUGCAACUCAAUCGCUGCCGAUUUCAUCUCAUCUCAUCUCAUCAUACGUAGUGAUUUCUAAAUUUCUUGCGACGUGCUGUAGUUUGCAGCAGGUAAUUCUCCUUUCGUUAGUUGUUUUUCUUUUAGGCUUACAAGUUACUACAGUUUACAUUGUAUGUAAGAUUUCUUUUUCGUUCUUCAAUUCUCAUUAUUUGUUAUUAUUUUUAAUUUCAUAUAAUCUGUCAAGAAUUUUUCAUCAGAAGUUGUAUCAGCGAUGUAACGCAAAUCAUUCACAUCCAUCUUACUGGAAAUUGGUAUCAUCUGAGGGAACUGUUCAGUUACUGCAGUUGUGAACUACGGAUGGCCAUUUGAACAGGGUUAGAAAGUAAAUAGAAGAAAGAGAAUAGGGAGAUGAUUAAUAUGUAUGGAACAAAGGGUCACUCUGUUUAGAUUCCCUUGGGGAUUUAAAGAAGCCAUACUUUAGUAAUACUAACAAUUAUGAAUAUUUCUAUAUCAUGUCUGAUCAAUGCUGAUUGCAACCUAAUUUAUUUGUGACUUCUAUGAGAAAACCCCACUUAAAAUGUCAUGACCAAAGCUCCAUCAUCCAUAGAAUGAACCAUUUCUCGUACAACCAUUUGGUGGGCAGGGCAAUCUGCGCAUGUAUAGUCCAAUCGCAAUGUAAACAACUUUUCUUUAGAAACGAUCUCAGGAAGAAAGACAGACAGCCUAUCACCAAGGAUUUCAAACAGAAAGAAGAGGGAUUAACAACUUUGGGAAUCAAGAUUAGACAGGUUGAAGCGUAAGUUCUACCAUACUAGAAAAAAAUGCAGAUAAAAACUCUUACCAACUAUAUCCCAACAUCCUAAACAAAUGGCUGGACCAUUGCCACAAUCAUAGCUCAGGUCCUUAACAGCAGCACUAUUAUCAGGAUCAUUAUCGUCAUGCUUGGCCAAGAAUAGGAUCAAUGACAUCCAAAAGAUGGGAAUUAUGAGAUUCUCAGAAGCAUCAAUCAAGAAAACAUUUGGUUGUUUGAGAAAUAAGUUUAGGCUUGACCAACAACCUAUUCUCUUCUAACAAAUAUGUUGUGUUUUUGAAUUUCAUUAAGCCGCUUUAUACUUCUUUUUUUCUUGAUAAGCUUUCCUCUUGAAGAGUAAGAUUUGAAUAAGAAAUAACUUUUUUCUUAGAAGAGCUACUAUUAGAAUAACCAUGUUGUAAAAUAGAUUCGACAUCCACAGAAGCUUUUUGAGCCUUAUUCAAAUCUGUUUGAAUGGCUGCCAAAAAAUAUUUGUAUACCAUGCUUUUAACUUCCUUUUCCAAACCACAAGUCAUUUAUGCAGAAGAACAAAUGGGGUAGCGUCGGGGUUAGCAACCCAGUAUAGAUCAAUGAAGAUAUAAAAUUCAAAAUGGGGUAAGCCAAGCAGUUGUGAAAGAGAAAAGAGACCGGAAACUGAACACGACAAUUUAAGCUGAUAUGCAUGGUGGGGCAGUGAUAAAAGAAAACUCUAUCUACUUGAAUCAGCGAGGACUUCAAUCAACUCUAGAUCAGAUCCAUCCUUGUGUUUAUAGCACCAAGUGUAAGAAUCUUCCUCAUAACCAUAAUCUAGAAGACCAACUCAAUGUAUGAACAGAUAAAAAUCCGAAGCAACUAUGUUAUUGACAGAUAACUCAAAAGCAAUAUAAGAGUCGCUCCAUCACCCAAGUAGUGUCCUGCCAGUUCCAAAAUAUAGAACUGUCAAGUUAGAAACAAAAUCACCAUUGAACAUCUUUCAGAUUUUCUUUUAUUUCUGUUGAAAAAGCAAUGUUAUCCACUUUAGACACAUUUGAAGCAGGAACAAGAAGAGUCGGAGAAUUAUCUUGCACGUAAUCUUUAAGUCUGCAACUAUAAAGAGGUUAAUCAUGGACCAAAGCAGUAAAGGGUGACCUUGGUCCAUCAAUGUCUCUUGGGCUUCCAAGGUUCAAGAGGUGAGCCUUGUACAGCCUUUCACCUAAUUUUAGGAAGAGGCUGUUUGAAUGACUUAAACCCAAGGUCGCCUGCUCACUUUCCAGCCACAAAGGAGCUACCUUAGCUAUUGCUCCUAGGCUCCCCACUAUGCAGCAAAUCAGUAGCAGGAAUGGAAAUAUUAGAAUCCAUAUAGUUAGAAAAAUCAUUUAGUUCUUUGAUCUCGCAAAAAUUGCUUCAGGGGGAUCUUCUAGGAAAUUGCAGCCGUAGUCAAUUAAAAGAGCAUAUUUACCAGCAGAAAACCGUUAAUUUUUUGUCUUUUAACCAUAGAUGGUUUCUCUUUAUUAUUCCCAGUAAAAGAAAAUCAUUCACCAACAUAUAUCUCUUAGAAUGUCCUCAAUUAGUUUCAUUCUCUUUAACACUUCAGGGGUAAUAUAACUCACAGGAUUAGUAAUAUUUUCAGAAUGACUUGUUGCAAAAUAACAUAAAAACUCUGUUGCCUUUUUGGGCAAAAAUAUAAGGCCACCAUCAUUUGAGUUUAUUCUGAGGUUUUUUUUGGCUUUUAUUGGACACCUAGGGCAUUGAGAAAUCAUAUACUGAAGUACAUGCAAUAGUUACUCUUUAUUAAUUUCAAAUUUGAGCUUGUGCUCAAAUUCAACCAAUCUCAUCUUGGUUUUGUGGUUUGAUAUAGAAGAUCAGGGUGAUGUUGAAACACUGUACCAUACAUAUCAGUGAAGUCCUAUUACUAAUAAUUCACUUAAUAUGUAAAAUAUGGCAGUUAGCGAGGUUCAUACUGUGAAGCCUACUUGACCACAGGGUCUCACCUUUGGCUUUGAAGUGAGUUCAAGUUAUUCUUCGUGUUAGUAUUCUUUAUCAGUUUCUAAUUGGGCAGAAGAUGUGUUCACCUCAAAACCAGCAAAUUUAGUUAUGCUAAUUAUGUUUAAAAAAGAAUUACCUAUUUCCAUCUUGUCUCUCUAAACUUUCUUGAACUACAUAUAUUGAAUCAAUCACGAUUGACGCAUAAACUUUUUUGCAGAAUUUUCGCAAGUUCAGCUAAGAGUAUGGAGCUGAAAACUGUUAGAGAUGCAUUUGAUCGAGUUGCAAAAAAACAAAAAUUAUCAACUUCUAGGUACCAACAAGUGAUUGAUCAGGUUGGCGAUGAGAUUAAACAAGCAAUGACAGACAUCCAAUCAGUUGAUCCUCCCUCCUCUAUCGAUCAUAAAUCAGUCAUCACAAACCUGAAGCGCAAGCUCGACACAGUUAUCCCACAGGAACAGUUGGAGAAAUCACAGAAGGAGUUAAAUACGAACCUCAGCCAAUACCCAAAAAUCUUGGGUAAAUUUUUUGAUACCGAUAUAUCAAAGGCAUACAGAAGCGUGGACUUUGACUUGCACAUAGUCAAUCAAAUCAUCAUAAGCCAGCUUUACCAUGAAGGUCUCUUUGAUGUAGCUGAUAUAUUGAUAAACGAGGCUCAGGAACCUGAGAUUAUCUCUUUGAGAUGCCAAUUUGCAGAGAUGCAUCAGAUUCUCAAGGCACUGAGAGCUAGAAAUCUGGAACCUGCUCUGAGUUGGGUCUUGGCCAAUCGUCAGAAACUUCAGCAGAGCGGGAACGAGUUCCUGAAGCUUAUGGGUUGCUUGUUGUGGCCAGGGAAGCUGGAAACUUCACCGUACUCCGACUUAUUGUUGCCAGCCAAAUGGGAGGAUUUAAUCAAAGAGUUCACCAUGCAGUUUUGCAGCUUAAUAGGAGUAUCGUUCAAGAACCCUUUAGGUUUGACUAUAGAGAAACGUCGAUCUCGAGUUCAUGUUUGCAAUGCUAACAUCGGCCACGAGACGACCAUAGGUUCGAAACAGUGUUCUUCUCCUCCCCCCAUUGUUGUAAAUAGCAACCUAGUUUCAUAA
Molecule: messenger RNA, 3925 nt
Organism: Cynara cardunculus var. scolymus (artichoke)
Lineage: Eukaryota; Viridiplantae; Streptophyta; Magnoliopsida; Asterales; Asteraceae
Product: protein RMD5 homolog
Exons: 4
Coding region: 3089-3925 (278 amino acids)
Biological process (GO): proteasome-mediated ubiquitin-dependent protein catabolic process
Cellular component (GO): nucleus; cytoplasm; GID complex
Molecular function (GO): ubiquitin-protein transferase activity
Source: RefSeq, a predicted model, not a curated record